AUGGUCGUGCAGGACAGCACGGAUGCUGGGGAUGCCAGAGUGGGUGUGCGGCUAGAGCCCUUCCUGCACCAGGUCGGGGGGCACCUGAGCGUGAUGAAGUACGACGAGCACACCGUGUGCAAGCCCCUCAUCUUCCAGGAGCAGAGGUUCUACGAAUCGCUGCCUCUGGCCAUGAAGCGGUUCACUCCGCAGUACAAGGGCACCAUCACGGUGCACCUCCAAAGAGACAGCCGAGGCCAUCUCAGCCUGGUGGCCACCCCGCUGAAGGAGAACCGGGGGCCCUUCAAGGUCUCCACGGAGUCGGCGGCAGUGGCCAUAUGGCAGACUCUCCAGCAGACCACCGGCGGUACUGGUGGCGCCCACCCCCUCGCCCAGUGGCAGCUGGCUCACUCGCUCGAGGAGAGCCCCGCCACAUCGCUCCUGAGGUCUGACUUCCACCUCAAUGCCCCGGUGUCCUCGCUGGUGGAAGAUGCUAAAGGGAACCAGGCCGAGAGGAGGAGCUUCAACCCGUGGGGCCUGCAGUGCCACCAGGCCCACCUGACCCGCCUGUGCACCGAGUACCCGGAGAACCAGCGGCACCGGUUUCUGUUGCUGGAAAACGUCGUGUCACAGUACAAGCACCCCUGUAUCCUGGACCUGAAGAUGGGGACCCGGCAGCACGGGGAUGACGCGUCCGAAGAGAAGAAGGCCCGCCACGUGAGGAAGUGUGCGCAGAGCACCUCGGCCUGCCUGGGCGUGCGCAUCUGUGGCAUGCAGGUUUAUCAAGUUGAUAAGAAGCACUUUCUCUGCAAAGACAAGUACUAUGGAAGAAAACUCUCCGUCGAGGGCUUCCGACAAGCCCUCCAUCAGUUCCUGCAUGACGGAACCCGCUUCCGGACAGAGCUCCUGGAGCCCAUACAGCACCGGCUCCAGGCCCUCCUCUCGGUCAUUAGGAGCCAGAGUUCGUACCGGUUCUACUCCAGCUCUCUCCUCAUCAUCUAUGAUGGGCAGGAGCCACCAGAAAGGACCCCAGGGGGCCUGCAUCCUCAGGAGGCUCCACAGACGGCCCACGGCAGCUCUUCCGGAGGUCUCACCAAAGUUGACAUCCGGAUGAUCGACUUUGCUCAUACAACAUACAAAGGCUCCUGGAACGAGCACACCACUUAUGAUGGACCAGAUCCAGGCUAUAUUUUUGGCCUAGAAAACCUCAUCCAGAUCCUGCAGGAUAUUCAAGAGGGAGAAUGA
Neomonachus schauinslandi (Hawaiian monk seal) is the source of this 1224-nucleotide messenger RNA. RefSeq names its product inositol hexakisphosphate kinase 3 (gene IP6K3). Gene Ontology annotation, cellular component: cytoplasm; nucleus. Gene Ontology annotation, molecular function: inositol hexakisphosphate kinase activity. The record is from RefSeq and is a predicted model, not a curated record. The transcript is spliced from 5 exons. Gene Ontology annotation, biological process: inositol phosphate biosynthetic process; phosphatidylinositol phosphate biosynthetic process. NCBI's taxonomy places the organism in Eukaryota, Metazoa, Chordata, Mammalia, Carnivora, Phocidae. Bases 1 to 1224 code for a protein of 407 amino acids.